This is a messenger RNA of Arabis nemorensis, 1698 nucleotides long. Lineage: Eukaryota; Viridiplantae; Streptophyta; Magnoliopsida; Brassicales; Brassicaceae. The record is from the annotation of a GenBank genome assembly.
AUGUCGAACAAGGUUCACGUAGGGAGCAUUGAGAUGGAUGAAGGUUUGAGAAAACCAAAGUGGAAAGUUCUAGAACCUUCUGAGAAGAUUAAGAAGAUUCCGAAAAGGCUUUGGGAUGUCGGAAAACAAGAUCCGAGGAGGGUAAUACAUGCCCUUAAAGUAGGUCUCUCGUUAACACUUGUUUCUUUGUUAUACCUCAUGGAACCUCUCUUCAAAGGCAUUGGAAGUAAUGCCAUUUGGGCCGUCAUGACCGUUGUGGUCGUCCUCGAGUUCUCUGCUGGUGCAACGCUAUGCAAAGGGCUUAAUAGAGGAUUAGGGACACUAAUCGCGGGAUCUUUGGCAUUUUUUAUUGAGUUUGUAGCUAAUGAUUCCGGAAAAGUUCUUCGAGCUAUCUUCAUUGGCACUGCCGUUUUUAUCAUUGGAGCGGCUGCAACUUAUAUAAGAUUCAUACCAUACAUAAAGAAGAAUUAUGAUUAUGGUGUUGUGAUAUUUCUCUUGACAUUCAAUCUUAUAACGGUUUCGAGCUAUCGAGUAGAUAGUGUGAUAAGCAUAGCACACGAUAGAUUCUAUACUAUAGCCAUUGGUUGCGGAAUUUGUCUUUUCAUGAGCCUUUUGGUUUUUCCGAUUUGGUCCGGUGAAGAUCUCCACAAGACUACCGUCGCUAAACUUCAAGGCCUCUCCAGCUCUAUAGAAGCAUGUGUGAGUGAGUACUUUGAGGAGAAAGAAAAAGAAACAUCAGAUUUAAAAGAUAGAAUCUAUGAAGGGUAUCAAGCUGUUUUGGAUUCCAAAUCCACCGAUGAAACUCUUGCAUUAUAUGCAAAUUGGGAGCCAAGACACACGAGACGAUGUCAUAGAUUUCCAUGUCAACAAUAUGUUAAAGUUGGAGCUGUUCUUCGUCAAUUUGGUUACACUGUUGUUGCUCUUCAUGGUUGCUUACAAACUGAGAUUCAAACUCCAAGAUCGGUUCGCGCUCUAUUCAAGGAUCCUUGUGUAAGAUUAGCCGGAGAAGUAUGCAAAGCAUUGUCGGAACUCGCAGAUAGCAUCUCGAACCACCGUCACUGUUCACCGGAAAUUCUCUCCGAUCAUCUCCACGUGGCACUCCAAGACCUUAACUCCGCGAUCAAGUCUCAGCCUAAACUCUUCCUUGGCUCCAAUCUCCAUCGCCACCACAACAACAAUAAACACCAAAACGGCACCGUUUUGCAACACAACGAUAACAAACACCUAAACGGCUCCGUUUCGCAACGAAGCAACAGUAAUAGUGGAAAAGACUUAAACGGCAACGUUUCGUUUCAAAAUACCGAACCCCGUUCGCGCCAAGGCCAAAACGGCGCCGUUUCGCUCUCGAGCUUUAGGACUGACACUUCAGCUUUAAUGGAAUACCGAAGAUCUUUCAAGAACAAUAAUAAUAGCUCGGAGAUGUCAUCAACGGCUGGAGAGAGGAGAAUGUUACGACCACAAUUGAGUAAAAUCGCGGUGUUGACUAGCCUCGAGUUCUCUGAGGCUUUGCCUUUCGCGGCGUUUGCUUCAUUGCUGGUGGAAAUGGUAGCGAGGCUUGAUAAUGUGAUCGAGGAAGUGGAAGAAUUAGGAAGGAUCGCAUGUUUUAAGGAGUAUGAUAACAAGCGAGAUCCAAUGGCUGACGAUUUACGAUGCGGAAAACCGGCGAAUGUUUCGAUUAGUGUUAGUGCUGCGGAAUGA